Molecule: messenger RNA, 5505 nt
Organism: Helobdella robusta
Lineage: Eukaryota; Metazoa; Annelida; Clitellata; Rhynchobdellida; Glossiphoniidae
Exons: 17
Coding region: 1-4854 (1617 amino acids)
Cellular component (GO): postsynaptic density; dendritic spine; postsynaptic membrane
Molecular function (GO): ionotropic glutamate receptor binding; synaptic receptor adaptor activity
Source: RefSeq, a predicted model, not a curated record
AUGACCUCUGACCUGCACAACCGACCCACUUCUGCUAACCAAUCAGCUGAGGCGGUACAUCUAAGGAUAACCAUGUCGGAUCACCCUGAAGUCCAGGUAGACGUGUGUAACAUUCACACGUACACAUACUGCAUGGGUAAUCGCCUGCAAACCAAAUUGAGUCAAUUUAAGAUUAUUCUACAGCUGUCACCUGUUCAAAUGGUUUGGGAUGCCAAGAUGAAAUUUCUCGAAGCCUUGAAAAGGGACCUACCCGACAAGCAGAAUUACGGUCUAUACAUUCCCCCGAUCGCUGGCAAGGAGGGCAAGUUUCUUGAGGAGGAACGCCCCCUCAACGAGUACCCUCUAACGGGAGCCGUCAAACAUUUAAAGUUCAAGUAUAAAAAACGAAUGAAGUACAGCUCCGAUGUAAGCACUGUCAAGUUAAAAAAAAUCAACUCGGUGGCAAACCAAAAAAAUUUCAUCGACCUCGUGAAAAGAGGUGAUUCAGAGGGUGUCGCCAGGUCCACCAACAAGGGCGUUGACCCCAACUUCAUAGACUUAUCUAAUGGAGAAACACCACUGACGACAGCCGUCUACCUACCUAGACCUCGGGCAAUGAUCAUGGCCCUAGUGAGUGGAGGGGCCCACAUCGACUUUAGAAACAAACAGGGACUCACCCCACUGCAUGUUGCCGCCAAAAUGGAGUCGAAGGACGCCAUGAGGACGUUACUGGACCUAGGAAGCAGUCCUAAUUACAAGGACGCUGAUUGGUUGACCCCAUUAUACCACUGCUGCCUGACCAAUAAGGAUGCUCAAUGCUUGUCCAUGUUGUUGCAUGAAAGGUCGAGUAUUGGCUGCAAGGAUAGGCAGGGAUUCACAGAACUACACCAGGCAUGCAAAGAAAACAAAUUAGAACACGUGGAACAAUUAAUAUUCUAUGGUGCCGACGUUAAUAGCCAAAACAUGGAUGGAAACACACCCAUGCAUAUCUGCGCUCAGUAUAAUCAGGAAGAUUGUUGCAGAAGGUUGUUGCUGAGGGGCGCGGACAAGGAAAUCAAAAACAAGAACAACUGGACAGCAGUGGACAUCGCACAGUUGAGGAACAACAACAAAAUGACGUCACUAAUCAUCCUCUUCAACGAACUGCCCACCUACAACGAGAAGAGACGCGGCACGAUUUCAGCGGCGACCAUCAAAAACUUGGAACGCAGUCGUAGCAACCCCAGCCUCCAUCUGCUGUUCGGCAAUGCGAAAGUCUCGAACAUGAAUGGCACCAUGUCUGGCGUGUCGCUUGACGUUCUUAUGUCCAGCGCUGGGACUGGAGUCAUCGGUGGUGGCGUCGGUGCUGGCGGUGGUCAUAAGACGCUCCAGUCGUCCAUUCAGAGAUUGAGUGCCAUGAAUUAUGAUUGGACGAAUGGAAACUCAGGGAAGGAUUUAAACUCAGAAAUUAAGGAUUUGUACGAUGAAUUCUGCUUCAACCUCCACAAGGCUGGCUCCUUGGAGUAUGGGUUCACAGUGAGAACCCUUUUACCAACUGGCCAAUCAGCAUUUGAACCGUCGAAGGUUGCCCCUGCCCGCCAGUACAUCGGCGAGGUGGAGGAGGGCAAGCUGGCCAGCACGCACGGGGUCAAGGCCAAUGAUUUCAUCACUGAGAUUAACGGCACGCCAGUAAGCUCGUGCUCCCACCAGGAAUGCGUGCAGUUGAUCAGGAUGUCAGGGAAUGUCCUGAGGAUCAAGGUGUUGAGGUUGAAGGAAAACACACCUCAUGGUUCCAUCAGCUCGGAUGAAACCAGCAAAUGCAGCCUAAAAGUGAACUGCGUUAUAGCUAAUCGCAACGACGGCAAUGACAUUAACUCCAUCGAAUUCAACAACACAAUUGAUGCCUUUGACAAAAUAUUAAGCAAACGACAUUCAUCCAACGACCAACAACUACUUCAGCAACAACAGCAACAGCAACAAACAACAAUGCUUGCCGCUGCAACGGCGUUGACAGUGAACAGCCACAACAGCAAUCCUCACCACAAUGAAGUCGCCACCGUGCGUGGAAACCUCCUUGCAGAAACACCAACAACAUCGUCACAAUCUCCACUGACCAUCAGCCAAUUAAAUGCCACCAUUCCAGUCCCACCACCUCUUCCGCCAAUAGGAACUCUCGGCAAGGGUACGCUGAAAAGGAAAACUGAUGCAACCACCAACGACAACGACAGUAUCGAAAGCGGCAGUGUCACCAAAUCCAGUCUGCCGAAACCAUUCCAUUCUCCACUUGCAGCACUCUCGAACGCAACCCACGAAGCUCUGAUGGACGCCGUGAGGAAGAGGAGGCAGAAGGUGGAGGAGGUCGGUGAUGAUGCUCUUUCUAAGGAUAUUGAAAAACAAGUGAACAAAUCAAGGAAACUAAAUGUCAAUCAUGGAAAUGUUAUAAACAACAACAACAAGAAGAGUGCCGCUGAGCCGACAGUUGGCAGUUUGUUCGUGAAGAAGAAGCAAGCAGUGACAGCUUACAAUUCUCCAGUCCUGAAUGACAAACAUCAAACGUCAGCUGGUCUGCUCGGCCCUGAUGCCAAAACCCUCCCAAAGUCAUUCAGUCCCAAGAAGCGGGCUCCUCCCCCACCGAACAAAAACAGAAAUUCAGUGGACGCCAAGAUGGCAUCCCUUUUUGAUGAGGGUAAUCAGGAUGGUGAUAAUUAUUCAAAAACGCUGCCCAAGUCCUCAUCGGCAUGGUCACUCACCAGACAAUCGGCCACUGAGAGCGAGGCAGGCGGUGGCGAGGGCUUCCUGGCCGAUGCCGAGAAGUUGAGAUUGCACUUCCUCAUGAAGAAGAAAACGACCGACAACACCUCAAAAGAUGAAAGUGCAGUCGGUCCAGCAACUAACUCAGAUGCAGAUUUCAGUGCCAAUAACGCCAACAACAAACCAACGAUUGACAACAAUACAAACUAUCUGAAAGAAAAUGAUCAAAAACCACAACAUUCCGAAGCAACAUCAACAACAACAUCGGCAACAUGUGCCACGUUGAAGAAUGAGUGUAGCACGGACGACACGAACAUAUCAGCCGACGGCGCGGUUGAUGUUGGUAGCAUUGUUUUUGUUGCUAAAAACUCCACUAACAACAACAACUACAUCACUCUUGAUAACGCUACUGAAAACUGCACAACAACCGACUUCGGCGCUUAUAAUGCUAAACACAACAACAACAGCAACAACAACAGCAACAAUGGCAGUAGCGAACCUGACAAUAACAACAGGGUAAAAUUGAGUAAGCAAUCAACCGCGUCGACGCCCCCAAUUGCGGAGACCCUAACACCCCUCGCACAGAACUCUUCUACUCCAUCGUCACCUCCAAUAUCCAUGGGCAACUUGGCUUCUAUCAUUGCCGAGAAAGCCAUGCUGAAGAAUGUUGAUGUCAGCAAGUUGAUUGAAAGCAGCAACACUGGCACAACCAGACGAUAUGCUGCUAGCUCCAGCAGCAACAACAACAACAAAUUUAGCAACAAUAAUAGCAACAUCAGCACCAUCAACAAAAGUGUCAUCAGCAACAACAACAACCUCAACAAAUCAGCUAACAGCACUUACCUUAAUAGCAGCAGUACAGCAGCGGGCAAUAAUAAGAAUCAUAAUAAACUUAAUGUCACCCUCCCUGCCAGCGUCAACGCACAUAAUAAUAAUAAUAAUAAUAAUAAUAAUAAUAAUAAUAAUAAUAAUAAUAAUAAUAAUAAUAAUAAUAAUAACAAUAACAAUAAUAAUAAUAUAAGCAAGAUAUCCUUUCAUGAAAAUAAAAUAUUUCAAGCACACAACAGCAGCGAACAGACGACGACGACCUCGCACACGAAGCCAGCAACAUCGUCGCUUCCUUCUUCUUUCUCUCCUUCUUCAUCCACUGCACCUAAUUCCAAGACUUACAGUUACGCUGGUACAACGUUGAAAAAAGAAACUCCACCACAACAACAACAACCGCCCAACAAUAAGUCCUACACUUCCAUCAACAACAACAACACUGUCAGCAACAACAACAACAAUGUCAGCAACAACAACAACAAUGUCAACAACAGCAGCAACAAUGUCAGCAACAAUAAAAUUUAUUCAACUUCAGCCAUUCAGUCGAUUAACGUCAACAAGCAAUUCAAGAUACAACCCUGGAAACCUUUGAAUGAUGGCGUCACCAAAAACAACGACAACAGCAAAACUGGUGGCUUGAAGAUAAACCCACCAACACCGACGACAACGACAACAAAUAUUUUAGCAGCAACUUCAACAACAACAACAACUAUGCCAUCGUCAACUGCUGGAAGAGUUAAUUUCAUCAACAACAACAGCAAUAGCACUAACAGCAAUAGUAACAACAAAAUAUUGUUGAAUAAUGUUAAUGGACCAGUAGCAAAGAACCCGAUGCCAAAUAAUUUAAAACUGAACAUUAAGAUGAACGGUGAUGUCAACGUGCAUUACAACAACAACAACAAUAACAAUAAUAAUAAUAAUAAUUUGGCAAACAAUAACGUAAACAACAGCAGCAAGAUUGUCACGAACAACGUUAACAUUAACAACAACAACAAAACUUCAAACAACAACCACAAAAUCGUCAACAGCAACAACUUCGACGCCAAAAAAUUCUCAUUACCAGGCUCACCCACACUCCAACCGUCAACACUCAAAAAGCCAACCACACCCCUGACGACUGCGUUUCAAACUGCCACUACUACUCAGCAAUCCACAACGUCGAAACCGACCACAUCCGCAGUUAAAUCUCCGACUGCAACGACACCGACUGCAGACGAGUCGUCAACUGCCGCGCAGACGAUAUUUGCUACUUUGAAGAAGACCCCAAAUGCCCAAUCGCAGUCAAACUCCAGAGUUUUUACCGCCAAGUUAUCAAAAUGAGGAACACUGUUUCGGCUUUUGGAGGGGAGAGAUUUUUGUAGUCUGUCGUUCAUUUUAACGUUUAAUAAAAUUUUUGUAUAAUACUUUUAAUGAAUUAAAUGCUAAUUGAUGAAGAAAUUGGAAAAAAUAUUUUAGAAAUUGUAUAACAUUUUUAAAGUUUAUAAAUGAAUUAAAUUGGAUAUAAACAAAUUUAUAGAUAAAUAGAUAGGCAAAUUGAUAAAUAAAUAGAUAAAUAAUAAAAAUAAAUAAAUAUAAUAAAUAAAUAUAAACUUAAUAUUGCAGAAAAUAUAAAACCAUUUUAACAUAAACACUUAUCAUCCAACAGGAGAGCUUUAUUACAUUAUAAGAGCGCCCCCCCCCGAACGCUAACUAUUAUUAUUAUUUUUAUUAUUAUUAUUACUAUUACUACUACUAUUAUUAUUAUUAUUAUUAUUAUUAUUUCAUAUUAUUAUAUUACGUAGAUAAGUGAAUCAAUCAUAAAAAUUUUUGAGAGUUAAAAAUUUUUGAGAGCUAAAAAUUUAUUCGACUUCUUGUAACAAGGCGUCUUAGGAUCAAUAUUAUUUACUAUACCUCAAAAUUUUUGAUAUAUAUAUGUGUGUGUGUUUGUGCGUGUGUGUGUGUGAGUGUGUGUUUGUGUGAGUGUGUGUGUGU